GUCUCGCCUUAACAGUGUCGUGAAGAAUGAUAAUGGACUUUGUCACUUUACUACACAGUAUAUAACUGAGUAAAGAGUUUACCUUCAUUUUUAGAAGCGACUGACUCUGGUGUCCAUAUUACCUGUACAUCGGACACCUAUACUUAGACAUUUUCCCAGCUACCGUCUGCAAAUCUUUACCUGUGAUUGACAUAUGGUAUCGGAUCAACGAGAAAUUGAUCAUCGGGAAAGAGUUCGCCUAUCUUCUACUACAGCAUGCCAGUAGAACUGAAAGCAUACCAAGUGAGCAAGGGCGAUCAUAUCAACAAAGGUUAUACUCCUGACGUCCAAGGCGAGAGCGGACGUCCAAGUGAUGUAGCAGUUAGGAUCCAAAAUGGCAGCCCCGGAGAUGUGGAUGAUGACCCAGGCUAUGAUGACGAUCCACCAAAGGAUCACUGCUCCUUGUGUGUGUAUAACGUACAGAAGAGAAUCGUUGGAUGUCUGACGUCACAAUGGGUCAUUAUCAAACGAGCUGUGCUACUCGUAAUUCUUUGCCUCUAUUUCGCCUACUUUGGAUACUGUAUGUACUACCGUUUCGGGGACGAGGGCUCGAUUCGGCUGCUGGUGUGUACUGUGUUCGGCGUUUUACUCGCCUUCUCUCUGUUGGUAAUAGGAUGGACAAAAAAGCAGAGAAGAAGCUUAUGGCAAAGGCUCUUUAAACCAUGCGUUACAUCAAAGGCUGGCAAACGUGCUAUGGCGAUCAUAUCAGUAUUGCUGAAGCUGGUCGUCUUUGCUGUUAUUGCUAUAUAUAUCAUCGUUGAUGUGGCCAUCGACCACCCGGAAAAUCUCAUUGCGGUUGCUGGGCAGGCCAUCUACAUUGUCAUUUUCUUCAUUUUCUCGAUAAGUCCAGGCAAGGUGAAAUGGCACACCGUAUUUUGGGGGUUUGCUCUACAGUACAUCCUUGCCCUGAUCAUCCUGCGCCAGGAAUGGGGCUUCCAGAUCUUCAAGUACAUUGGAGACCGCGUCGGAGAGUUCCUUCAACACUCGGACGCCGGAGCAAUCUUCAUGUUUUCGGACCCAUUAAUCAGCGCACAUAUAUUUGCUUUUACUGUGUUACCCAUCGUCAUAUUUUUCUACACAAUCAUCAGUAUCCUCUACUACCUUGGGGUCAUGCAGUUCAUUGUUCGAGUAUUAGGGCGCAUGCUUGCCUUUAGUAUGGGUACAACGCCUGCUGAAUCUCUCAACGCUGCAGGAAACAUCUUUGUUGGCAUGACAGAAGCGCCUCUGAUGAUUAGUCCGUUCCUUAAGGAUAUGACGUCAUCAGAACUACACGCUGUCAUGACAGGAGGGUUCGCAACUAUAGCCGGAAGUGUUCUUGGAGCGUAUGUCAGCUUUGGUGUCCCAGCUAACCACCUUAUUUCUGCAUCUGUCAUGUCGGCUCCCGCCGCUCUGGCCAUCUCCAAACUGGCCUAUCCCGAGACGGAGGUGAGCAAGUCCACAAGCAGGGAUUUCAACAAGAUGGAGAAAGCUAAAGAGCGAAACAUAAUAGAGGCAGCCACUGCCGGGGCGACAGCGUCAACAAAACUGGUGGCAGCCAUCGCCGUCAACAUCAUCGCCUUUCUGUCCCUUCUCAACUUCGUCAACGCAACUCUAGUUUGGUGUGGGGAAAGAGCAGGAUUGAAGGGUUUCACGCUCGAGUUCAUCUGUUCGUACUUGUUUUUCCCGGUCGCCUUUUUCAUGGGGACAGAUGUUUCAGACUGUCGUAAGUUAGCGGAACUGAUAGGCAUUAAAACCUUUACCAAUGAGUUCAUCGCCUAUCAGAAAUUGGCUACCAUCAUCAGCAAUGGCGACGCUCUCGCUAAUUAUACUUCAUUCUACAACGACACGGCACACUGGUACUGGGACAAUGGCAACGUCAUCCUUAACAACACCAGCCAGGAGUUGCUCGGAGGGGUCAUCUCGCACAAGUCUGAAGUUAUAGCAACAUACGCCUUGUGUGGCUUUUCCAACUUUGGUUCGAUUGGUAUCCUCCUAGGAGCUAUGGGUGCGCUGGCUCCAUCGCGGCGAAGAGACCUGGCCCGAAUGGUAGUCCGCGCCAUGAUCUCCGGGACAGUGGCUUGCUUUCUCACCGCCUGUAUCGCCGGGCUCCUGUACAAAGAGUACUGAGGACUUGACCCCGUGAUUGACAAAUGAUAAUUGGUCCGUGACGGGAGUAUCGGAGGCGUAAAAAGUUCAACUGUGGCACAACGAAAAAAUUGACAAAAGAAGCUUACAUCUAACGCUUGACCAGACUUCGCUUCGGGCAUUGACCGUUUACUCUCUCUUAUAGAUAACGUAGUCAUUGACCACUCCAAGGUCAAUAGAUCUGUAGGUCAUUCGAAACCAGUCCAGCGUGACCAUCAACUCAUCUGUGCCCAACAAAGGUCAUAGAAAAUUUAACAAUUCACUGGAGACCACGACCAAGUUAUUGUUCCGCCAGAGUUACUGCCCUUCGCUCACUCGAGGUCACGUGAUGAUGCCAACGCCUUUCAUCCAUGUGAUGAUGCAUGGCUGAUGGUUCUACAUAGUUUAACUUCUUGUGAAGUCUUUAUUCAUAUAUAACUGUCAAGCUUAAGAUUUUCCAAUUAAUUCCAUAAAGCUUGAAAUGUGACAUUUCAAUUCUAAUGAAGGGACAAUUUAUUUCACUGCAUGUAUGCAUAAAAACUGUAUUUUUCAAUAAUGAAAUGUUAUAAAUAAAUAAACAUGGUAAUUAAAUCAGAAUCAGUAGACGACGGACCGUUAUAAGUUUGAAACUAACUCGUACAUUCGGACACAGCAUAGAAGAGGCUACGUUAAUACCAUUUCCGUUCAGUGAUUAGAGCUACAAUUUAAU
Pecten maximus is the source of this 2851-nucleotide messenger RNA. Its product is annotated as solute carrier family 28 member 3-like. The record is from RefSeq and is a predicted model, not a curated record. Bases 256 to 2145 code for a protein of 629 amino acids. Gene Ontology annotation, cellular component: membrane. Gene Ontology annotation, biological process: nucleoside transmembrane transport. Gene Ontology annotation, molecular function: nucleoside:sodium symporter activity. NCBI's taxonomy places the organism in Eukaryota, Metazoa, Mollusca, Bivalvia, Pectinida, Pectinidae. The transcript has 12 exons.